This is a messenger RNA of Paramisgurnus dabryanus, 2318 nucleotides long. RefSeq names its product interferon-induced GTP-binding protein MxA-like. Gene Ontology annotation, cellular component: cytoplasm; synapse; nucleus. Gene Ontology annotation, biological process: synaptic vesicle budding from presynaptic endocytic zone membrane; defense response to virus; receptor internalization. The record is from RefSeq and is a predicted model, not a curated record. Lineage: Eukaryota; Metazoa; Chordata; Actinopteri; Cypriniformes; Cobitidae. Gene Ontology annotation, molecular function: GTP binding; GTPase activity; microtubule binding.
AAUACGCUUGGCAUCGACGCGUCCGAUCUCAGUUUGUGAAUCUAUACAUUUAUACGCUUGCAGAAAAAGUUCGUUGAUUGUUUUGCAAUUUCGUUAAGGAUGGAGAAAAGUUACACGCUCAGUCAGCAUUAUGAGGAAAAAAUUCGCCCUUGCAUCGAUAUUAUCGAUAAAUUGCGAUCUUUGGGAGUGGAGAAAGAUUUGGCGCUGCCUGCCAUCGCCGUCAUUGGAGAUCAAAGCUCGGGGAAAAGCUCUGUUCUGGAGGCAUUAUCAGGUGUAGCUUUACCCAGGGGCAGUGGCAUUGUCACAAGAUGCCCACUGGAGCUGAAGAUGAUUAGAUCUAAGGAUGAAGAAUGGCAUGGAGUAAUCAGUUACCAAAACUACAGUGAAGAGUUUGAUGACCCAGAGGAUGCUGAGGAAAAGAUCUGUGAAGCCCAGAAUAAGCUAGCAGGACCAGGUGUUAGUAUUAGUGAUGAGCUCAUCAGUCUGCAGAUCAAAUCUCCCAAUGUUCCUGAUCUCACACUCAUUGACCUGCCUGGGAUCGCACGAGUUGCAGUCAAGGGUCAACCUGAAAAUAUUGGCGAGCAGAUCAAAAGAUUGAUCAGGAAGUUUAUUACAAAGCAAGAAACAAUCAACUUAGUUGUGGUGCCGUGUAACGUCGACAUCGCGACCACAGAAGCGUUACAGAUGGCUCAGAAUGAAGAUCCUGCAGGCGAGAGGACUUUAGGCAUCUUAACAAAGCCAGACCUGGUGGAUAAAGGCACUGAAGAGACCGUGAUCGACAUUGUGCACAAUGAGGUCAUUAAUCUCACUAAAGGCUACAUGAUCGUCAGGUGCAGAGGACAGAAAGAGAUUUUGGAUGAGGUCACGCUCGGUGAAGCCACAGAAACAGAGAAGGCCUUCUUCAAAGACCAUCCCCAUUUCAGCUCGUUGUAUAAUGAAGGCUUUGCAAGUAUUCCUAAGCUGGCUGAGAAGCUUACAAAUGAGUUAGUUCAGCACAUUCAGAAAUCCAUGCCUCGCUUAGAGGAGCAAAUCGAAGCAAAGCUAGCUGAGACAGAGAAGGAACUGGAGAGAUAUGGUAAUGGACCUCCAUCAGAGCCUGCAGAAAGACUUAGCUUUCUGAUUGAUAAAGUUACAGCAUUCACUCAGGACACAUUUAACCUGGCAAACGGGGAGGAGGUUAGAUGUAAUUCAGAGCUCAUCAUUUUUCAAGAGCUUCGGGAUGAAUUUGCACGAUGGAAGAUGCUCUUGGAAACCUCUGGAAAUAAGUUCAACAAGAAGAUUGAAAACGAAGUUUUAAUUUUUGAAGCCAAGUAUCGAGGGAGAGAGCUUCCAGGUUUCAUCAGUUACAAGAUCUUUGAGAAGCUGGUCAGAGAACAGAUAAAAAAAUUAGAGGAACCUGCAUUGAAAACACUCAAGACCAUCUCAGAUGUUGUAAGAAAGAAAUUUACUCAAUUGGCCCAAUACAGCUUCGUUGGAUUCCCUAAUCUUCAUAAAAUAGCAAAGACUAAGAUCGAAUCCAUCAAGCAGGAAAAGGAAUCUCUGGCCGAGUCCAUGUUGAGAACUCAAUUCAAGAUGGAGCUUAUUGUUUACAGUCAAGAUGGCACAUACAGUCAAAGCCUUCAGUAUACAAAAGAGAAACUGGAGGAAAUCCAAAAAGGCAUACCACCAAAAUUUACAUUUAACCCCAGCAUUACACCUACAUUUUCUUUCGGAAACACAGGCAGCCAUGCCUCCUUGCAAGAGAUGAAGCUUCACAUACAGUCCUAUUACGCUAUUGCAAGCAAGCGUCUAGCUGACCAGAUCCCAAUGGUGAUCCGCUACCUGCUUCUCCAAGAGGCUGCGGUGGAGCUGCAGAGAAACAUGUUGCAAUUGCUGCAAGAUAAGGAUGCUGUAGAUGAUCUGCUUAAAGAGGACUGUGACAUCGGCCAGAAGCGGGAAAAUUUACUUAGCCGCCAAAGACGUCUAUUAAACGCACAACACCUCCUGAUAACCUUUGGUUAAUAUAUUCAAUUGCAAUAUUUUUAUGUUCACAUAGUAUCCUCUGUUCUCCACUUAUAAUUGGAUGCAAAAAUACAAGGGAUUAUCCUGCUUAAAUCCUGGAUAUUGAUAGGUUAAUAACAAACUAUGGCUGUUAUUGAUGGUUGCUGUUCAAUUUGAGUUUAAAAGGAUAACAAAAGACAGUGAUUUGCUACAGCUUACAGAAUCUGUUAUUAGUUUAUCACAUUUAGGAUUAAAUUUUUUCUUAUACUAAUAAAGUUAUAAAAUAAUCUAUGUUAUUUUUAGUUUUUCAUAUAAAAUAAACAAUAAGUGCAAGAGUG